Styela clava is the source of this 1203-nucleotide messenger RNA. RefSeq names its product transmembrane emp24 domain-containing protein 6-like. NCBI's taxonomy places the organism in Eukaryota, Metazoa, Chordata, Ascidiacea, Stolidobranchia, Styelidae. The record is from RefSeq and is a predicted model, not a curated record.
AAUAAUAUACCUUCAAAAAGAUUGUUGGCUUGUUUAUGUGAUAUGCUAAGACGCACAGACGAGAAUGAAUAUAUGUUAUAUCUUAUUAUUUUGCGCAAUAUUCAAAAACUCGCGUGCUUCAAAAGAUGCUAUGGAAUUGUAUCCGCCCUCAGCCGAUGCUCUACUCUUCAACCCGUUAUCUCCUGUAAUAAAAAGAGAAUUUUCUGUGAUGCUCAAUCCCAGAGAUAUUGAUUGUUAUUUUCAUUACAUACCAACGCAGGCUAAAGUGCAGUUUCAAUACCGGGUAAUUACUCCAGGAUCAACGUUUUUUCGUAACAUUAUAUCAGCGGAAAUCAUAAGCCCUAACGGUGAAUCUUUUUUCAAAUCUUAUAAUCAAGAUAGGGAUGAUUCCUCGGACAUCAUUGCAAGUGAAUCAGGUGUUUACAAGAUUUGCCUACAAAAUACUCAAGAAAAAUUCGGUGGAAAGAAGGUUCGAGUGUUAUUUUCGUAUAUAAAUGAAGCUACUAUCAAGCAAAUUGCCAAGGAACGAAACGAAACAGGCAUCACUACUGAUAACAUGGUGACAUCUUCACAAAAACUCGCAAUGAUAGCAAUGCGAAUAUACAGUCAUUUAUACUACCAGAAGUUAGAAGAUGCUUCUAAUAUGGAACAAAUGAUUUCCAUGUUGGAAUAUAUUGACAGAUCUUCUGUUUUUAUAUGCUUGAUCAUUGUUGUACUAGCAUGUUUUCAGACAUUAGCUCUGAAACACAUGCUCAGAGAGUGUGCCAGCAAUAAACAACGAGCUUGAAAACAACACAAGGAUUCAAUAAUACAACACAGUGGAGAAAAUAGAAAAUUGUUUGACGCUUAAUUAAAGGUUGACAAGCGAGUGUGUUCUCAGCCACAAGGUUGCAUUAAUGCGAAAAUUUGAGAAAAAAUGGAACUGGAGUGAAAUAUACUUUUAACUUCAUUGUUCUGAGUGAGAAACCUUGGCUUGAGAAAAAUUGUUGAAUAAUUUACUCCUGUCACUUUGUAUUAAAAAUUAUUUUAAAUAUGUUACAGCUAUAUACAAAAAUCUUUAAGAAUUUAAAAUGUUGCUAAAAGAACAAGUUGACCUUUGGAACAGUGGUUCCCAACAUUUCCAGAGCGAUGUUAUGGCAAUUGUGGAUGUUGAACGGAAAAGAAUAACUUAAGUUAGGAUUCUCUGAACAGAAUCAGUUAACA